CGCCGGCACUUCCGGCUCGCUGCAGGGCUGGAGAGCGGCCCGCCUGCGGCUCUGCGCUGGUCUCGCGGAGCCACGUCCCGGAAGCUGCGGCCGGAGGUCGCGGGUGUUUCCAAGAAGGACGCCCCUUAGGGUCUUGCGGGUGGGCGGUGUGCCUCUUCCGCCAGGCGCGUCCUUGCGAACCCGGAACUUUCGGAGACACACGGCUGGUGGAUCUGCUCCUUCCACCUGGGAAACAGAGUUUUGUUCCUGGUUUCUCCCCUUUAGAGUUGAAUUCUGUACCUAUUUUACACAGAAGAAAAGACCAGAUUAUUAGCACUAUUCAACAUUUGCAGAUAAACCAAACACCAGAGCGCUCUCGGUUUAAGUAAAUUUUAAAUAGGAAAAAUAAUUAAAAUCAGAUAAGAUAGGAAUAUUAGAAUUCACUUUGCAGAUACGGGGUUUUUAGGGUCUUUAGAGAAUCCGUUCAUAAUUCUAGUUUCUCUUCAGAUUGUAUAAAUCUUUCGCCUUUUUCCUAGAGAAUCUGUUCAAGUAUUAAAGGUCUCAGGGCGACUCCUUUGGAAAACUUUGCUUUAUCAUUUCUUUAGAUGAUUCUCUUCUCUGUAAAUAACCUUUGAUUAUGUAUUACACAAUUUUAGAUGCUAAUAAUUUAUACUAAAAUAAUAUUUAUCAUUUUCCAUUGUUAUUCCUAGUGCUUUAAAACUGAAAUUUGUGACAGGAAUAAUGGUUUGUAUCUGGUUAUUAAAAUAUUUGAUUUGGGUAGUCAGAUGAGUAAAAUUUUCCCUACUGUGUUUUUAUACAUACUACAAGCAAAUACUACUAAUAUAAUUAAAAGUAUGAGGACUGUACAGAUAACUUCAUACAAUGCUUGAAGGUAUACUGCAGACAAGCAUAUAUUCUGAGUUAUUACUUUUGUACCGCAGUUUUGAAUUUUACCAUUUUUCAAAUUAUUGGCGUAGAGACACGAUUGUUUUACACUGAUACAAAGUUCAAGUUUAUCCUGAGCUAUUAGUUUCUAAUUGUGGAAACAAAUACCGGCUUCGCUGAUUCUAGUCUUUUCCCUAGUCAGUUGUCACAGCUCUGAAAUCAUGUUUUACCUCCGCUCAGUCAGCAUUCUCCUUCAUGUCCUUUUUGAUGCUUUCUGAUCUUCGGUGUGCAGUUGGAUGAUGUCUCCAGGAGUUAGGAAAAGGGUGGUCAGGUGAAUAUUUUUCUCUUCCUAGUUGGGUGAUGGCCUAGGUAAAUCGUUUGACAGUUGUGUGCCUCAGUUUGCUUAUCUGCAGAACAAUAACAGGGUUAUUAAUUUUUGUUCUGGCUCAAAGGGUAGUUUGGAAUUGUAAUUCCUAUAGUAAAGCUAGGCAGAGUAUGACUAUUUCUCACGUGUUUAAACCCGGUUCUGUCUCAAGGAUGUAUUCUCAGGUAGAUUUUCACAACUAUUUACUUAUUAAAUGAAAAUAAUUUCAAACCAGGCUGUUCCAAAGAAGGCCUACUGGGAAUGAGCCAAAGGAAGAAAUCCCAAUAUAAGAAGAUACCUUUCAAUAGACCUCUAGAUCAGCAUAUGGACAUCUCAAGUUAAUUUUUGUCUUUUUUGUAUGUUUAUGUGUAUGGUGCUGGCAUUAACUCAGGGUGUCAAGCAUGCUAAAUUUUUGCUGUACCAUCCAGCUACAUCCCCAGCCCUAGAUAUUUUAUUGACUAAAACAAUACCUCAAGAUCAUCAAGCUUGAUGCAUAAUUAUUAGCUGUGAUGUGAAGGAACAAAAGUCAAGAAAUGCCACAUUCCACAAACAAAGAACUUAUAUUUGCCAUCAUGGUGGGAACUGCUGGUAUCAGCUUGCUGGUUCUGUGGUAUCAAAGGGUUCGUAAACCAAGGACAGCAAUGAGUUUGCCAAAAUUUUUUUCUCUGGGUAAUACAUUUGAUUCAACAACUUUGCAAGAUAAAACACAUAAUGGCCAAGGAACACCAGCAAUCUUUCAGAGAAGGCAACUUCAGAUACUGGAGAAGUUAAAUGAAUUGCUGACAAAUAUGGAAGAACUCAAAGAGGAAAUCAGAUUUCUUAAAGAAACUAUUCCAAAACUAGAGGAAUAUAUACAAGAUGAACUUGGAGGGAAGAUAACGGUUCAUAGGGUAAGUCCUCAGCACAGAGCCAGAAAAAGAAGAGCAACUGCGGUUCAAAGUUCAGCAACAAGUAAUAGUUCAGAGGAAGCAGAAAGUGAAGGAGGGUAUAUUACAGCUAACACUGACACAGAAGAACAGAGUUUCUCAGUGCCUAAGGCAUUUAACACGCAUGUAGAGGAAUUAACGUUAGAUAUCCUUCUUCAGAAGGCAGAUCACUUACGCAUGACUGAGUCUGGCAAAAUGGAGGGUUUUGAACUACUGUGUGACCACGAAGAGAAGUUUAGAGAUGAAAUAGAAUUUGUGUGGCGGUUUGCUCGGGCUUAUGGAGACAUGUUUGAGCUUUCUACAAAUACACAGGAGAAGAAACAUUAUGCUAAUAUUGGAAAAACAUUAGGUGAAAAAGCUAUCACUAGAGCACCUAUGAAUGGCCACUGUCAUCUGUGGUAUGCAGUUUUGUGUGGCUAUGUAUCUCAGUUUGAGGGCUUACAAAAUAAAAUCAACUAUGGACAUCGCUUCAAGGAACAUCUAGAUAUAGCAAUCCAACUUUUACCUGACGAACCCUUUUUGUAUUACCUCAACGGAAGGUACUGUUACACUGUCUCAAAACUCAGCUGGAUUGAGAAAAAAAUGGCUGCUACUCUGUUUGGGAAUAUGCCAUCUUCAACUGUACAAGAAGCUUUGCGUAACUUCCUUAAGGCUGAAGAAAUACAUCCCGGUUAUUCUCUACUCAAUUACAUGUACUUGGCCAAGUGUUAUGUAGAUCUUGAGGAAAAUCAGAAUGCUUGGAAGUUCUGUAAUUUGGCCUUGUUACUUCCCUCUGUUACCAAAGAGGAUGAAGAGGCACAGACAGAGGUGAAAGCAAUAAUCAAGUCCUUGAAGAGGGUGCUUGACUCUGGAGGAGACAGAAUACCUGAAGAAUGUUGCUGAAAUGAGGAUUUCUCCUGUUGGGCCACUAAGGCCAAGCUAAUGGGGUCAUCUUCCACUCACAGAUGAAGUACACCAACUGCUAACCUCUCAAGAAUCAGCAUGCACAACUUUGGAAAUGGGGCGUUCAGAACCAGAACUUCGAAGGUGCUCAACUUCCAAAGAGAAGAAUCAAACUUUUUGCAAUUUCUCAUAAAACAUUAAAGAAGUAACUUAGUAUUCCACUAAAAUUUUAAGACUUGCCAUGUCCAUGUAAUUGCAUUGUUAGCUCUCUUUCUUGCUAAAUAACAAAUGGCCUUCAUUGUAACAUAAAAAUCUAUGCCAUUUCUCAGUUGCAUUUAAAAGUUGUCAGAAGCUUUCCAUCUUAUAAUAUUUUUUGUAUUUUUAAAUUACAGAAAGCAGUGACAGAGCUAGAAAGGACCAUAAACACAGUCUUCUGCACCAGACUUCUCAUUUUACCAAUAAGAAAUUUAAACUCUGAUGUACAUGUAACAGUCAACAUCAGAGAACUAUACUGGCUGAGCCCAGCUAGAUUCCAGGCCUUGGGAUCUCAAGUCUUCUGCAUUCUACUUUGAGCACAGGGCUAUUUGCAUUCAAAUGAUUGGAGUCUACAGUACCUAGCACAGAAUGGGGCUCUGAGAAGGGUAACCAUACCAAUUUAUUUAACCCUUACGUCAACCCUAUGGGGAAGGUAUGCUUGAUUUUUCCCUAUUUACAGGUAUGGAAGCUAAAAGCAUAAGAUACUAAAUUUCAUCCCUAACAUAGUAAGCAAGGGAUGUGAAGCUGGGCAGGCUGCUCCAGAGUCCAUGCUGUGGUCUGGGCCACUGUAUAACCUUGUCAGCAAAUGGGGGACAUAAGGACAGGGGGAGUAGAGGAAGAUGGAUGAAGAGAAGACAAAAGAAAGGACAGGAAAGGGAGGAAGGGGGAUUUCUAAAAAAGUAGAGAGGGGUCCUAAGGAAAAAGAAAAGAAACCUAGGGAGUAAAGGUAAAGAAAAACCUUAUAUUUAUUUUUCUGGAUAUUACCAUGCAUUGUCUAGUUUCUCAUCAUAAAUAUCUAACAACCUAUUAUGUGUCUUCCUUUACAUUAAAUCUUUCUCAUAUGCCCAACUGUUCCACCCCCAAUCAAGAUAAGGAAAUAUGGUGGUGAAGGCUAAUUUUAAUUACUUUUCUUCUCUGUAUAUACAGGGAGAGCCUCCUUGGGGACUUUAUAACUUAUUAAUUGUGCAGUUAACAAGAUAAGCUUAUUUCACAAGGAUAAGGUACAUCUUAGAAGCAAAUAAAGCUAGUAUCUUGAAGUCCUGUGGUUUUGGAGCAACUCAACCUAAAUUUAUUUUAGGUGCUUAAAGCCAAAAUUAAGGCUGAGUUUUAAUAGUUUUAUUGAGGUAUAAUUGACCUAUAAGUAAUUGGCCAUAUGUAAAGUAUACAAUUUGAUAAAUUUUUACAUAUGUGUGUACUCAUGGUCAAGAUCAACAUUUCCAUGACCUAAAAAAAUUUUGUUCAUACCUGUUUAUGUCUCUUCUCUCUUUCCUUGUACCAUCAUCCCUAAGCAACCACUGAUCUGCCUUGUGUUACUACAGAUUAUAUUCUGUAGAAUUUUUUAUAGAGUUCUACAUUAUGUAUUCUUUUCUGACUUUUUUCAUUAAGCACAAUUAUUUUUAAAUUCAUCCAUAUUGUAGCAGGUACUAAUAAUUCAUUCCUUUUUAUUUCUGAGUUGUAUUUUAUUCCAUAGAUAUACCAUAAUUUAUUUCCAAAUUUACCUAUUGAUCAACAUUUGGGCCAUUUACAGUAUUUGAUUAUUACAAAUAAAUCUUGUGUGAACAUUCAUAUAAA
Molecule: messenger RNA, 4863 nt
Organism: Chinchilla lanigera (long-tailed chinchilla)
Lineage: Eukaryota; Metazoa; Chordata; Mammalia; Rodentia; Chinchillidae
Gene: Rmdn2
Product: regulator of microtubule dynamics 2
Exons: 12
Coding region: 1762-3036 (424 amino acids)
Cellular component (GO): mitotic spindle pole; cytoplasm; spindle microtubule
Molecular function (GO): microtubule binding
Source: RefSeq, a predicted model, not a curated record